GCUAAAUCCGUGGUCCAGAAAUGCGGUCCUCGAGUCUGUUUAGUACUUUCUCUAUAGACACUUACUUCACUUUCAAAAUGGCUACUUGUAUGCCAAUAGUUGUGCUUUAGACUUCACCCCAUGAUGAGUAGCCGGGAAACUCAAUUUUUGCACACUUCAACCCACCAAAAAAGCCCCGGUGAAAGAAGAAAGUAUUCUCGUCCUUUGAAAGUUUCCUGGAAUCCACCAGGCUUCCAUGGUCACCGCUUUUCGACAAGCAAUCUUGGGUCCAUAAUCACCUUUCUCCCCAACUUGAUGCAAGUUCUUAUUGGCACAACGCAUUGUAUGAUUGGCCAGGUUGGUUAUCGCCAGCUAGACGCAGUAUCAAGAUCAAGCUUCCCUGUCUCUCUCCCGCCCAACUUUUAUGCCUCAUUAAUAACCUCUGUGAUAAGUAACUAGCCUGCACUUUUAUUCCCAGAAGUUGCCGUCCUCGAGAGUCAAGAUGCCGGAUCGUUGUGACAUACGCAUUCGAGUUGAGGAACCUUCCGAGGCAGAACGGCGACCUCUGAUCGUACAGUCCCACUACAGCCAUAUCAUGGACGGCGAGCCAUUUUUCGGCUGCCCCAAUCCGCACGCCCAUCUGCCCGUUUAUACGACUAUACACCGGAUACGUAGAGAUGUCAUCUCUAUCGUUGAAGACUUCCUGACGUUUGAGCAGCUGAGGGAUCUACGACUUAAUAUUGCCGUUGUCCGUCCGCUGGUGGACAAGCUUUAUGAGCAGGAUGACAUUUCUAUUGUCUACUGCUUGCUUGUCAACCGUGCUCAUUUCCUCCACGAGCAGGCACAUUUAAAUAACCGCCAGAAUGUUCAUUUCACACGCGCUACGCUUUGCGAAGUUGUCGCGACUCGCAUCUUAAGACGCUUCGCUGAGGAUAACCCUGGUCCGCAGGGUGUACUGCUACUCGCAAAUAUACUCGUUGCCGGCUUCGAACCCUUUCAGAAUGCCCCAGAGGAAGUCCGUCGGGAAGCUGCACUAUCGUCGACAUUCGACUACCACAGGAAUGUACCCGCUUUGGAAGUUGCCAUCAUUAGCGAGAGCAAGUAUCUCUUGAGUUCCACGCACUGUCAGAAAGUGAUUGAUGCAAUCUACAAUGGCCAAAUCGUCUAUACUCCUUCAAGUUUCUUGGAUCUCAUCCCGGACCGUUAUAAACAGAAGCCCAUCGCGCUGUAUGAGCCCAGGGGCGCGCCUCUUCUCAACCAGUAUCGGUUGAUUGUACCCCGUACAAGAAACUUACUUGAGGUUAUUCAAUUCGUCAUUCUGCUAACACUUUACUUGAUGUUCAUGACCGAUCGUGAUCCGGCACGUAUAAGUAUACGGGAAGCUGCGUUUGCUGUAUAUGCCUUCGGAUGGGUUCUGGAUCAGUUUGCCACUAUACUCGAACAUGGAUGGGACGUCUACACCCAGAACCUGUGGUCCUUCUUGGACGUCAUGUUUGCUCUUGUAUACUGGGGAUACUUGAUCCCGAGAGUCUACGGAUGGAAGAUUGGUGACGUUGGACCCGGCCAGCAGGCCUUGAACAUUUUGGCUAUGGGGGCCCCGGUCCUCGUUCCUCGCCUCGCAUUUAACUUGCUGUCCGACAACCUCGUUUUUCUUUCUCUUCGUUCAAUGGUGGCAGACUUCACAUUGCUCACGUUCCUUGCAGCGUGGUGCUUUUGUGGAUUUUUGCUAUCCAUGGUAUGGCUGGCCGAAGGGCGUCAUGACUUCCUAACCAUUAGUAAAUGGAUGCUGUGGAUUUGGUUUGGUCUCGACGGCACGGGUGUAGACCAAUCACCUGAUUUUCACUGGCUUCUUGGGCCAACGCUGAUGAUCAUGUUUGCGUUCCUCGGAAACACCCUAUUCCUGACGAUCCUGGUAUCGAUGUUGUCAAACACGUUCAGCACGAUUGUGUCCGACGCAACAGCAGAGAUCCAGUUCCGCCGCGCGGUCCUGACACUCGAGGGAGUGAAGAGCGAUGCAAUAUUCGCCUAUCAGCCUCCGUUCAAUAUUCUCGCCAUCUUUGUACUACUCCCUAUGAAGUUUUUCGUCAGCGCUCGCUGGUUCCACAAAAUCCAUGUUGCGUCAGUUCGCGCCAUCAACCUGCCCGUCUUGCUCAUCAUUGCCAUCGCAGAGCGGCGUCUGCUUCGGCCCAGCUCGACUCGGUUGCCAAGUCGCACCCGGGGCUGGUUCUGGGAGAAAUGGAGGAUCACCACACACAGCGAUAUGCAAACCGUGUUCGAGAUUACACCGCCGGAUUCAGUGGAGGACGACAUUGCCGUCGAUGACGAGCUCACGCACCACAUGAUCAGAAAACAGUUUGUGCGCCAACCCAGUACACCACAUGUACCUCGCGUGAGGCCGACCAUCCGUCAAGAGCCCAGCAGCGAUGAGGACGGUGGCAACAGUAAGCAGCUGGAUAACGGUAACCACAAGAAGCGAGUAGAGAACCCAGAGAUCAAGCGUCCUGCAAGGCGGGACUCGAUGGCGCCGUACGCAGAAUUGACGGAACAAGUCCGCAGUAUCCUGAAUGAGUCGUCAGAAUUUGGAGAACUAAGCAGCCGGCUGGAUUCGCUGGAGCAGACAACGGGGAGGAUCGAGGAGAUGUUGCAGAAACUCACUGGGGCUGAAGAUGAUGAAGGAGCUUUGGAAGAUGAGGAGAUGAGGGCGGGUGAUGUGGAUUUGAGUGGGACGAUAGGGGAAUUGGAUAGAACUGAGAUAGCCGAGUAGAGGGUUUUGGUUGUCUGGAGUUGAGCACGAUAUGUAUGGGAGACUAGAAUGGACAAAGUACAAGUAUAGAGAUUUGAUACCACACAGGUUCUGGAUAGGGAUCCUGAUGUUUGAGUACAUAGAAUUUGUGUGUGAAGGUCUUUUAUACAGACAUUCCCUUACGCAGCCAUCAUCAAUAGACUGCUUGGCACAAGUCGGUAUCGGCCAUCAAUGGAG
Pseudomassariella vexata is the source of this 2959-nucleotide messenger RNA. RefSeq lists its product as uncharacterized. Lineage: Eukaryota; Fungi; Ascomycota; Sordariomycetes; Amphisphaeriales; Pseudomassariaceae. Bases 482 to 2743 code for a protein of 753 amino acids. The record is from RefSeq and is a predicted model, not a curated record. The transcript has 6 exons.